AUGGGGGAGCUGACGCCGCGGCAGGGACACCAGGCUGGGAAGGACGGGCCCUGCAUCAUCAAUGUGUUCCGUAAUGGAGACAGCCUGACCCCUGCCACACUGGUGGUGUUCCGGAGGGGUCAGCCUCCUCAGCAGGUGUUCGCCCUCCUGCGCGCCAAGAUGAAGUUUGACGUCAAAAGCCUUUACGUACUGAACGGCAGACGGAUUGGGGACCUGGCUCGCCUGAAGCAUGGCGGAUAUUACGUCGCCGCCGGACCGGAAAGGUUCAAGAAGGUGGAGUAUCGGGUUACAGAGGACGCCAUCACGCCCCGGAAACGGAAUGGCGUCUUGCCCCCUCUGAGAAAGGAAGUUACAGAACCGGUCAACACAAAAUGGCGGUCCGCUUCCCGGAAGGCCUUCAUUGCCUCCAGCAUGUCCCACCCGACAGGAAACAAGGCGCGGAAGCCGGAGGCCCUGAGCGAAGCCACCGACCGUUCCGUUCCUGCGGCGCGGCUGCGGCUAGAGUGGGUGUACGGGUACCGCGGGCACAGGUGCCGCAACAACGUGCACUACACCGCCGCGGGGGAGGUGGUGUACUUCACGGCAGCCGUGGGGAUAGUCUACAACCCCGACAAGCACACGCAGAGGUUCUUCAUGGGACACACCGACGAUAUUAUCAGUCUUGCUCUUCACCCUGAGCGAACUCUUGUCGCCACGGGGCAAGUCGGGGACGGGUCGGGGAAGGUCGGGACGGUGCCGUACGUCUGCGUGUGGGACUCCAACACGACUCAGUCCGUCUCCAUACUGAAGGGCGUGCACGCGCUGGGCGCCAGGAUACUCGCUUUCGACUCCACGGGAAAGCGGCUUGUAUCUGUGGGUCGGCUUGUAUCGGUGGGUGUCGGGCAGCGGCCGGAGGUUGUGGUCUGGUACUGGGGGAAGGGGCAGGUGCUGGGGAAGGACGUGGCACUGGACAGGGUGUUUGAUGUGAAAUUUAACCCUUGGAAGCCUGAGAACCUCGUCACGUGCGGUGUGGACCACCUGCAGUUCUGGACCUUGUCGCCAGAGGGAGGCAUGACGUCAGAGGAGGGUGACUUUACCGACAACAGCCGCAAGACGGCGCUAUUAUCCGUGGCGUUCGGGCGUGAUGACGUGGUGUACAGCGGGACGGGGAAGGGUGACGUGUACGUAUGGAGGGGCGGGAAACUCAGCCCACAGGAGAUCGUGCAGAACGCGCACGAGAGCAAGGUGGUGUUUGUGGAGGCCCUGUUGACUGAAGAUCCUCACGGGGCCGCUAGGGUGCGCGGCUUCUCCACGGUGUCGUCUGACGGGACCGUGAACCUCUAUGAUGAGCACUUCAGUCAGACCAACACCCUCAAACUUGGGGAGGGCGACAGGGACCUGUCUGUGUGCAGUCUGGCCUUCUCGCCGUCCGCUAAGACGAUCCUGGUCGGCACCACGACUAACGAGCUGCUGGAGGUGGACAUCUCGGAGCCGGAGUCGCCUCGCACCGUGCACGAGCUCGUGCAGGGCCACGGUGCGGGGGAGCUCCGCGCGCUGGCCGUACACCCGUCUGAACCCAGCUUCCUCACGUCAGGGGAGGACCACACCGUCAGAAUCUGGAGCAUGAAGGACCGGUCCCCCGUGCUGCGGCGCGAGGUGCAUGACGGGACUGUCAUGGCGGCGGCCUUCAGUCCUGACGGGUCACACAUCGCGUUGGGCAUGAAGGACGGCAAAAUAGAGAUUCUCUACAAGAGAGACAUGUCUCAGAAGACGGUGCACGUGACGUCAGACACCUUAGGCCAGGCCAUCUGUGACGUGAAGUACUCACCUGACGGCCGGUACCUGGCCGCCGCCUCGCACGACGGGAGGGUUUCCGUCUUCGACCCGACGCAGAACUACGACAGCGUUCGGCAGUUUCCGGCCGGUAGCUAUCCCGUCAUACACAUCGACUGGUCCACAGACAGCAGGUUUCUCCAGACCAAUGACGAGCAGGGGGAGAGGGCGAUAUACAAGAUGCCUGAAGGCAAGAUGGCGACCAAGCGAGACGACCUUUCUGCCAUAGUUUGGGAGACGUGGACGGGAGUGCUCGGGGACGAGGUGCAGGGCAUCUGGCCCAAGUACAGCGACCUCUCGGACGUUAACACCGCAGACGUGAACUUUGACCACGGCGUCAUGGUAACGGGAGACGACCACGGAUUGGUCAAGCUCUUCAGGUUCCCCUGCAUCAGGAAAGGGGCAAAGUUGCGGAAAUAUGGCGGCCACGCAGACCACGUGACCAACGUGCGCUUCAGCUGCGACGGGAGCCGUGUGGUUUCCAUCGGAGGGGCGGACAGUACGGUCUUCCAGUGGAAACUACUGCCGGAUAUACCGGAGUACGAUAACGGAGAGGACAUCAGCGUUACAGUUAUCACGGUCUUCCAGUGGAAACUACUGCCGGAUAUACCGGAGUACGAUAACGGGGAGGAUAUCAGCGUUACAGACUACGUCUCCUCAGACGAGGAGGAGGAAGACUCUGAUGUGUCGGACGCGGAUCUCGACAGCGACGUGGAACAGGAAGCGGAAGUGACGUACGACAGGCACGUCUCCAAGGAUGACGUCAAGAAAAGGAAGAAGAGCUUCAAGUACAUGACGUCAGGAGUGGAGAGGAACAAGCCGCCGGACGAGAGCCUGCAGCUCAAGUUUGUGCACGGGUACCGCGCACAGGACUGCAGAAACAACCUGCACUACACGCGUUCGGGCGAGGUGGUGUACCACGUGGCUGCGGUGGGGAUAGUGUACGAGCGGGACUCGCACAGCCAGCGGUUUUACCUGCAGCACACGGACGACAUCCUCUGUCUCUCCAAACAUCCUACUGACGAUAUCUUCGCUACUGGGCAGGUCGGGAAGGACCCAGCCAUCCAUGUCUGGGAGUCUGAAAACAUGGAGAACCUGGCUGUACUUCAGGGGCAACACGCUAGGGGCGUCUGUGAGCUGGACUUCACAGCGGCCGGUACCAGACUAGCCAGUGUAGGACUAGACGAUGACCAUUCCAUCGUCAUCUGGGACUGGAAAACCGCCACACCACUGGCAACGACCAAAGGUCACAAAGACAAGAUAUUCGGGGUGCAGUGGAACCCGUACGACAGCGCGCGGUUCGUCACAAUAGGCAUCAAACAUAUCAAGUUCUGGACUUUGUCAGGAAACAGUUUCACCUCUAGACGCGGGAUUUUCGGCUCGGCAGGUGAGAUAAACACCAUGGUGAACGUGGCGCACGGCAGCACACCUGAGGACGUCUACACAGGUGCUCCGAGCGGCCAGGUGUACGUCUGGCGCGGCAACAACCUGGCCAGGACGGUGCAGGCGCACAGCGGGCCGUGCUUCUCCGUCAAGGUCGACGGACACGACAUCCUAACCGCCGGUAAGGACGGCGUGGUGUGCGUGUGGACCGAGGACUUCGGCAAGUGCGUGAAGCGGUUCACCAUCAACCGGCACUUUCUGCAGGCCGGGCGGGCGGCACUGCUGGAGGACAAGCCACCCGUGCGCACGGUGUGCCCGGGGGAGGGGGCCGUCCUGGUCGGCACCAAGAACGGGGAGGUGCUGGAACUGGACAGGGCAACGGGCAAGUUCGCCAUACUCGCACAGGGCCACAUGGGUAAGCACAGAGAGAAUGAGCUAUGGGGCCUUGCCGCUCACCCCUCGGAAAAUGGCCACAUGGGCAAGCACAGGGAGAAUGAGCUAUGGGGCCUUGCCUCCCACCCCACCAAACACAUCAUGGCCACGGUGAGCGAUGAUAAGACGCUGCGGCUGUGGGACGUGGCCGAGAACGUCAUGCUAGCGGCGCGCCGCCUCGAGGUGGGCGGGAGGUGUGCCGACUUCUCCCCGGACGGCAAGCUGCUAGCGGUCGGACAGAAUAACGGAAGCUUCUUCGUUCUUAACCUGGAGUCUUGGCCUUGGGAGAUCAAGAUCAAGUUUCACCACCGGAAAGAGAAAAUUUCGGACGUCCGGUUUUCUCCAGACGGGAAGUACCUUGCUGUCGCCUCUCACGAGAACCACGUGGACGUGUACAACAUGGAGAAGGGCAAACGGGUGGGGAUCUGUAAGGGCGCUUCUAGCUACAUCACUCACGUAGACUGGGAGGGCACAGGACGCGUGCUGCAGGUAAACUCAGGUGCGCGGGAGCGGCUGUUCUUUGAAGUGCCGCGGUGUAAACACCUGCCCAUGCGCGAGCCGGACAAGACGCUGCAGUGGUACACCUGGACCAGUGUGCUGGGUCCUCUUUCCAGUGGGGUGUGGCCUGCCGGAUGUGACGUCACGGACGUCAACGCCGUUUCCGCCUCCCACGACUGGAGCCUGCUGGCCGCUGCAGACGACUUCGGCUUCGUCAAGCUCUUCAGGUUCCCCUGCGAUGGCGACUACGCCAAGUUUAAGAAGUACCUAGGCCACAGCAGUCACGUGACGAACGUGCGGUGGUGCCAUGACGACACGAGGCUGGUGACUACAGGCGGGAUGGACACGUCAAUCAUGGUGUGGGUGCGCCGCCGCAGUGCACCACGGGACGACGGCGCAUGCGAGAGCGACGACUCCGAUACAGAUGACGAUGGGGAAGACGAGGAUGAAGAAGAAGACGAUGAGGAUAACGUUGAAGACGAGGUGGAAAAUUGA
This is a messenger RNA of Branchiostoma floridae (Florida lancelet), 4620 nucleotides long. Its product is annotated as echinoderm microtubule-associated protein-like 6. The transcript is spliced from 33 exons. Gene Ontology annotation, molecular function: microtubule binding. Bases 1 to 4620 code for a protein of 1539 amino acids. Gene Ontology annotation, biological process: intracellular signal transduction. The record is from RefSeq and is a predicted model, not a curated record. Lineage: Eukaryota; Metazoa; Chordata; Leptocardii; Amphioxiformes; Branchiostomatidae.